Sorghum bicolor (sorghum) is the source of this 1231-nucleotide messenger RNA. RefSeq names its product MADS-box transcription factor 51. Gene Ontology annotation, biological process: positive regulation of transcription by RNA polymerase II. The record is from RefSeq and is a predicted model, not a curated record. Gene Ontology annotation, molecular function: DNA-binding transcription factor activity, RNA polymerase II-specific; RNA polymerase II cis-regulatory region sequence-specific DNA binding; protein dimerization activity. NCBI's taxonomy places the organism in Eukaryota, Viridiplantae, Streptophyta, Magnoliopsida, Poales, Poaceae. Bases 43 to 798 code for a protein of 251 amino acids. The transcript is spliced from 5 exons.
GCUCCGCCUCGCCAUUUCUCUUUCACCAAAGAAUUUGUUCCGAUGGAGACGCCUUCCGUCCGCUUCCCCACACAUGUACAGCUAGCUGAGCGCGCGCGUGAGCAGCGAAGUGACCACGCAACGCAAGCGAGCUCAUCGCCACUUGCGAGGCUCUUCUCUUCUGUUGGCUGCCCACCCACCCAGGGCCUUGGCAAGAUCGAAAUGGAGGUGGGGGCGGCGGCGAGGAGGCGGGCGCGGGCGGCGCAUCAGCAGGAGGAGAUCAGGGAGAGCAAGGCGGGGAGGAGGAAGCGCGGCCCGGUGGAGCUGCGGCGGAUCGAGGACCGGACGAGCCGGCAGGUGCGCUUCUCCAAGCGCCGGAGCGGGCUGUUCAAGAAGGCCUACGAGCUCUCCGUGCUGUGCGACGCCCAGGUCGCGCUCGUCGUCUUCUCCCCCGCCGGCCGCCUCUACGAGUUCGCCUCCGCCGACUCCAGCAUUGAAAAAGUAUUCGGUCGAUACUGGGACCUUGCCAACACAGAAAUUGAUCUCAAUAUUGAGGCACGAGAGUCAAGGGUCAACUGCAAUAUACAGCUUUCUCAGAAUGAGGAGCCAAUUGGAGGCUCGUUAGCUGACCUGCUAAUUAUGAUCGCUCAAGGGGCCAUGGAAGAAAAUCUAAAUGAUCUGAACAUGGCAGGGAUAAGAGGCUUGGAGGAAGCACUAGGCGACGCUCUAGCAGUUAUCAGGAACAAACUGACGAUGAAGGUGACUGGGUGCCUGGGUGGCCCUGAACCUGAAGUAUGCACGUUCUUUCAUCAGCAGUAAAAAGGAAGUUUCAGAUUGUAUGAUACUAGCAUCUUGCUCUGGGUCUACUACGGUUGCUGAUUUCUCUAGCACGGGCACUACAUGAACUGAUGAACAUAUAUUAACUAUGAAACUAGUAACAAUCAGUCUGAAAAUUCGAAGCCAUAUGUUCAAAGAGUGGUGACUUCUGAGGAGAAAAACUCUCUGUUCAUAUGGCUUUUCAAUUAUGUCUAGCUACUAGAACUGGCUAAGCCUGGAUUUGGCUUUCUUCACCAGAAAGAGGUGAAAUCUUUCUGAAGAAUAAAGGGGGCCGUCGUUGACUAGCAGCAUUGUGUAACUCGUCUGUGGUCGGACGUGUUGAAGCUUCUGAGAUUCAUCAAGAGGGCAUGCAUAUAUGGUGCAAUAAUUUCUCUCAAACAUUUGCCCUGUCCAAGUUCAAUGUACAUGUUCGGUA